Molecule: messenger RNA, 1133 nt
Organism: Chironomus riparius
Lineage: Eukaryota; Metazoa; Arthropoda; Insecta; Diptera; Chironomidae
Source: the annotation of a GenBank genome assembly
AGAGUCGUAAGUUAACAGUUAUAGAACAAUAAUUGGAGUAAUGGAGUUCAUCAGUCUAGAGGGAAUAUUAUUGGGACAAAUAUUUAUUACUUAUGCAAAUUGCUUCAAUGUUGCGGAUAUGCAAUUCAUUGAUCCAAAUUAUGGACGAACGUGGAUGUUUAUUCCAGAUGAAAGUGGAAAUCCAAACUUCGUGAAUUUGGUUAAACCAAGAUCAAGCACAAGACAGGAAGUGAUGUUUGAUGAUCCAGACGAGAAAAUCUCAUUUUGGCUUUAUAAUAAAGACAACCCAACCGAGCCUCUUCUCCUAAAAGUUACAGGAAAUGGACACUUGGAAGAUUUCGCACUGCACAAAGCUUACGAUGGCAGCAAGCCAACAAAAUUCAUUAUCCAUGGAUGGAAAAAUAAUCUCAAUAAUGACAUCAUACAAGUGAUUAAGGAUGCUUAUUUGAAGGAGGAUUUGGACUACAAUAUUGUUGGUGUUGACUGGAGUGAAAUGGCUGGUGAUAAUAAUUAUCUUAGAUCUGCUUCAGCUACGAAGGAUGUUGGACGAAAUGUUGCAUGUGUCAUUAAUCACAUGGUGGUCAACAAUGGUGCUGAUUUGAAGAAUUUUCAUGUCAUUGGACAUAGCCUUGGAGCUCAUACCGCUGGAUAUGCUGGAUCAUUUGUUAAGUCAUUGAGGAAGGAUAAAGUCGAUAGGAUUACUGGAUUAGAUCCAGCAUACCCAGCUUUCCAUGACGCCUCAAAAACUUCUGAUGUAUUAGAUCCUAGUGAUGCUGAUUUCGUCGACGUUAUCCACACAUGCUCGGGGAUACUCGGUCACAAUGCAAAUCUAGGUCAUGCUGAUUUCUAUCCAAACGGAGGAAAAGCUAUGCAGCCAGGAUGUGAUAUUCGCUCAGACGUGUUUGGUGCAUGUUCACAUGGAAGGUCUUAUCGAUAUUUUGCUGAGAGCAUUACUACAAAAAAUGGAUUUAUGUCGAUGGAAUGUGGAUCGUGGGAUGAUUACAGCAGAAAGAUUUGCAACGAAGAUCCAAUUCCCAUGGGCGACUCUAUUCCUCGAACAGCCAAUGGUACUUAUUUUUUGGAAACUGCAUCUGGUCCAGAAUUUGCUAAAUAUACGAAAAUAUUUUAUUAAG